GCCGCCAUGCAGGCUGCGCCGCGCCUCGCCUUCGGGGUCAUCGCUGACAUCCAGUUCGCCGACGCGGAGGACGGGCACGACUUCGGCGGCUGCCGGCGGCGCUACUACCGGCACAGCCUGCGCUUGCUGCGGGAGGCGGUGCGGGAGUGGGCCGGCGAGAACCCGCCGAUAAACUUCGUGCUGCAGCUGGGCGAUAGCAUCGACGGGCAGAACGCCCGGCGCGGCGAGGCCGAGAGCGCCUUGCAGCAGGUGCUGGACGUGCUGGGGCAGCUCUCGGUGCCCGUGCACCACGCGUGGGGCAACCACGAGCUCUACAACUUCAGCCGGGCGCGGCUGGUGCACACCGGGCUGUACAGCCGGCCCGCGGGGGGCUCGGACGGGCCCCCGGACAGGGAGUGCCACGCGUAUCACUGCAGCCCGGCGCCGCGGCUCCGCCUCGUCGUGCUCGACAGCUACGACGCCAGCACCCUGGGCACGGACCCCGGCAGCCCCCGCUACCAGGAGUCCCUGCGGGUGCUGCGGGAGAAGAACCACAACGAUGAUCUCAACAGCCCCGAAGGGCUCAAGGAACCUCAUUUUGUAGCAUUUAAUGGAGGAUUUAGCCAAGCCCAGCUGGACUGGUUCGAUGAAGUCCUCAAGUUCUCUGAUGAAAACCAAGAAAAAGUUAUAGUUAUGGCUCACGUGCCCAUCCAUCCGUGUGCUUCCAAUGGGGUUUGCCUGGCCUGGAAUUACGAGGCUGCCCUGUCAGUGAUACACAGACACAGGUGUGUGGUCUGUGUGCUCGCAGGGCACCUGCACGACGGCGCCUACUGCCAGGACCUGCACGGAGUCCAUCACCUCACCCUGGAGGGGCUCAUCGAGACCCCCCCCGACAGCAACGCCUUUGGAACUGUCCAUGUCUAUGAAGAUAAAAUGGUGUUGAAGGGAAGGGGCAGGAUUCCUGACAGAGUUAUGCAUUUCUGAAAUACUGGGCAAAUAGAGAUUGUUCUUCUGCAGGAAGGACUCGGAUGAAAAUGGAGGAGAUUCAGCUGUUUGCUUUUAGAAAGCUGUGCAUGGCUGAUCCUUACUGCUUUAGCUCAGGCGUUUUUCUCUUGGAUACAGAAUUUUAGAAAUUAUGGUUCUGUAAGAGAGCACCUGACUUCUAUUUGGAGAAUAGAGAAGGCCAGUAAUUGAAAUUAAUACACUGGAAGGCAGAGUGUUGAUUUCCAACACCCAGUCCAGACUGGAUUUACUGCUACUAUUUACUGUAUUGCUAUGGUUUACUGGAUGCAAACCAUAUAAAAAAUAUUGCUCAAAAAAAGCCCUAAUGCUGUUCUCUCAGACUGGAUUGGUACUGUGAAAAGAUGCAAACCAUAUAACGAAUAUUGCCCAAAUAAAGCCCUCAUGCUGUUCUCUCAGACUGGAUUGCUACUGUGAAAAGAUGCAAACCAUAUAAUGAAUAUUGCUCAAAAAAAGCCCUAAUGCUGUUCUCUCAGACUGGAUUGCUACUGUGAAAAGAUGCAAACCAUAUAACGAAUAUUGCCCAAAAAAAGCCCUAAUGCUGUUCUCUCAUUGAGCAUUAAAGCAUGCAGAGUUGUACCUGCCCAGCCACAUCUCUUAUUUAUUUAUUUUCUGUGAACAUUACAGGAAGAUCUGAUGUCUGGCAGAAUAUAUCCAGCCUGUAGCCUAAUUCAGUCUUCCAACUUUGCUUUAAAAGGCUGAAGUAAUCCUGAGAGAAAGCUGAGCCUAAGGAGACCAUCUGUGCUGCAGAUGCUCAGGCUGUGCUGUGUGUGCACAGCUGGGAUCAGCUGCAGCAGUGCUGACAGUGAGCUCUGACACCCAUCUCAAUAAAGGUGUUGUGUGUUACACCUGGA
Molecule: messenger RNA, 1853 nt
Organism: Agelaius phoeniceus (red-winged blackbird)
Lineage: Eukaryota; Metazoa; Chordata; Aves; Passeriformes; Icteridae
Gene: ADPRM
Product: ADP-ribose/CDP-alcohol diphosphatase, manganese dependent
Molecular function (GO): 2',3'-cyclic-nucleotide 2'-phosphodiesterase activity; manganese ion binding; CDP-glycerol diphosphatase activity
Source: RefSeq, a predicted model, not a curated record